UGGCACUGCCAUCGAAUUAAAAACAAAAAAUAAACCAGUGUUUUUGAAUGUUAAUUUGAAUGUGAUUGAUGAUUUUUAAAUGCUUAAUUCGUUUGAGAACAGCAUGUUUAGUUGCACUUGAGUAACUAGAUAUUUCUUCAGGGUUUAUCUUCCCUGUAAAUAGAUCAUGAUUACUCGAAGUCGAAAAGCAGCGUUAAAUUCAGCCCGAACAACAUAUUCAUUCAAUUCUGAAAACAGUGUUGAAACCAGUCCAACGAGUAACUGUUCCUAUGGUUUCUCCAGAUCACCGAGGAGAUCAACGUCUACGGUUGUGAUCACUACGGAUCAAGAACUGGAAAAGACGGAUGAAGAAAUAAUCAAGGAUGUUGUUAAUUAUAUGGUAGAUACUGUUUCGAAUCGGAGCUCAACUCCAACUCCAGAGAUAUCAACUGUAGUAUCGAAAACAUUGGAUUAUGGUGGAUAUGUUUAUCCGAAUUACAAGGACAAUACUAGUCCAUUACUCAAUCGACUGUCCAUCUAUGAUAAAUUAACUGAUUUUGAUGGUAGCAUCACUGAAGCUUCCGAUGAUUCAGAAGUAGCUAAUCAAGUAGAAGCUAUCACUUGCGAAGUAGCUUUGGACGUUGAUUUGUCUGAAGUAGAUAGUGGACAAUGCCCGGUUUGCGGUUUAUAUGGUAGACUUGGUUUCGAGGGUCUUUUAGAUGAUAGAUUGGCUAAAGUGUGUUCAAAAAGGUGUGCAGAUAAGUUCAGAUUUAGCAGCAAAACAAUUAUUUGUGCCUCUUGUGGUAAAAGAAUAUCAUCUGAUUGUCAAGGAUAUUUACCUAAUUUUGGAUUUGAGAAGAAUGUUUUAUGCUCGGAAGAGUGUUUACUCAAAUUCGAGAAGAAAAAUGAACCCGUUCAAAAAUGCUUCAAUUGUAAGAAAGAUAUCAUUUCAAACGAGAAAAGUGCACCCGUCUUUUACUGGCAAACAAUGGAAUUUUGCAGUCCUGAAUGUAUAAAUAAUCUUCAGCAAUUUUGGGGAAAAAAGUGCGCCAAUUGUGGUAUUACUGUUCCCCAGCAAUCUCUUGGUAAAUAUUCUGUUAGAUUUGGGAAUGUGAUCAAACAAUUUUGCUAUGGUUCAUGUCUUGAGCAGUAUAAAAAAGUAAUUAAAGUCUGUGCAAACUGUCAGAUCAAUUUGUCAGGUUGUCUAUCGAUCUGUUCUUCUGUAACUGGAGGAUCUAAUAAGAGAAUUAGGGAAUUUUGUGAUCCAAUUUGUCGCUCGCAUUAUCUUCAAAUGGUAGCUCUACGAAAUUCAGCUAAUAGUAAUGAAGGCGCUUUUUCAGGAUCAACUUGCGCCUGUUGUCAAUGCUCUCGUAUAGUCGAAAAAAGCAGUUGCCUUGAUCUUAUUUUCAGAGGACGAAAGUUCAUGAUUUGCAGUACUUUUUGUCUCUCAGCAUUUAAAUUUUCAUUUGACGUGACUAAAAUUAUUUGUGAAAGCUGUUCCAAGUAUGGUUGGUCUUAUCGUCAAGUAAACAUACUGCAUUAUUCCGGUUUUACAAAGCUUUUUUGCUCUCGAAAAUGCCUCCAAAUGCAUGUGCUCAAAAUUCGUCGCAUUCAAUCCUGCUUAACAUGUAAUGUUAAAAAGUACAAUUUUGACCUCGUGGAAAAAUACGAUGCUGCCUCUGGGGACUCUAAACUCUUCUGUUCAACUUAUUGUUACUCAACUUUCGAACUGAAUGAAUCUCAAAAUAAAGGAAGGGAACCCAAAGCUUUUUGUGAUUGGUGCCGGAGACUUGCCCGAUUAUCUUAUCAUAUACCAUCUCCUGAGAAAACUGUCAGAAACUUUUGUUCAUACGUCUGUGUUCUAGGCCAUCAAACACAUUAUGAUACUUUAUUGAAUAGACAUGGUAUAGACAACUCAUCUCAACAAAGACCAAACCAUCCCAUUUCGAUUAACAAAAGUGAUUCACCAUUUAAACAUCCUGAAUCCAGUUACACUUUUCGACAUCUUUCUCAUAAUGUGAAUAAAGAGAGUCCCACUGGAGCUAGUUAUUUUGCUGAUAGGUCAAAGAGUUUUAAUAUGUUAUCAUCUUCACCUUUAACUUGUUUUUCAAAACCAUCCACAUCAACGUCAUUGACGUUUGAACCGCCAUCUCCAUCGACGUCCAAUAGUUUGCAGAUGCCUUAUUCCAUGAGGUCGAGAACAUUCAAAUCUCUUUUAAAACAUGACGAAACUACAUCACCAGAAUCAUCUUUAGCCUCAAAACUCACACCGACAGCAAUACCGACGUCGAUAUCAACAUCUACAUCUUCAUUAACAUCGACAUCGACAUCGACUCUGACACCGACCACAUCGUUCAAACCAUCAAUAUUAAAAACAUCACCUUCACUUUCAUCAACUUCUCAACCUGAACAUUCAAGCUUUAACUCUAUUGUAUCAUAUCUUUUAACUGGCGGCAAUAAUCUCUCUAAGAAAGACAAUGACAACAAAAAUUAUAGUCCAGAGAAACUUGGAAUGCCCUCUCGUUAUUUAAAUCAUGGAAGCACUGAAAAUCUAGUUACUAAAGGAUCCAAUCUUAGCCCCGGUGAUUCUGUGUCAGGUAAAAAUGUUGCAGAUAAGUCAACAAUGUGGUCACCACCAAAGCGAUCUAAAGCUACCCUUUGUCGACCUUUUAGAAAAGAUCGUCAAACACAGACAGAAUUAGAAAAUCAAAUUCCGUUAAAGACACAAAGCAAGCAUUUAUCGACCAGCAGGGAUGAAAACCCAGAAGCUUCAAUUAAAAACGAAUCUAAUAAAUUCAUACCAGUUCCAAUAUUUAUACCAUUUUUUGUUCCAAUUCCUGUACCAAUUCCUAUGGGAUCAGCAUCUUUGUUUCCUCUUCCAUUACCGACUCCAAUCCCUUUCGGCUUUCCGAUUGACUCACGAUUGACGAAGAAUAAAUCAAAUGAAGUUGACGAGACAAUUGUUGGUGAUCAAUUAGAGCUCGAAGACAGUGUCAUAACAACGACUAGUGAUGAUUCCAAAGACAUCUCCAAAAAGCAACCAAAGAGAUCUUUCAAUGAUGAACAUGAAAGCUCGGAUACAAUUAUUGAUGCUUCUGAUGAAUCACUAACUGAGCCUGAAAUUAUAAAUCCUAGUGACCGAAAAGAGCAUGAAGCUGUUAAACAAAAAAGAAACGCUCAAGAUUUUCCUGAAUUGAGUAGUUCUGCACAAGAUACUGCGGAUGAUAAUUAUUGUGAUGAUGAUGAUAAUUGUUCGAAUGCAUCGGAAAACAGUGUGAAAACAAAAAGACGAAGAGUGACCAUUACAACACAGGGUUAGAUUUAGAUCGUUAUGGAAAUGAAAUCGUUUGAAUCUAAGACUGAUUCUUGAUCUCUGUCAAUCUCUUAUCAAACAUCUUCACCUUUGCCAAACUAAAGUCAAGAUGAUCAACUCUAAAUUCAUGACAAAUGGAAACUUCAGGAAUUAUUUUCUCCAAAAAAGGAUAAUUCAUUUUCAACUUCAAUUAUCUGUUAUUCUUCUGCCAGGGAGCAUUAUUUCCCCAAAAAUACAACUCUAAUCAGAAUUCUCUUGAAUUAGUUGAAACAAAUUAAUUUUCUUGGUUGCUACUUCAUCAACAUUUAAUUUUAUUCAUACCAAAUAAGCAUAAAUCACAGCAUCUUAGUGAUGCAUCACUCAAUAUUGUUAAUACUAAAAGUUACUUGAAAUAACUUACAAUUGUCUCAUUUCGAUUGUGAUUGAAAAAUCAAUAAAGAUUGAAAUGUCCAAUGAAAAUCUCAACCUUUACCCUUGGUUGGACAUUUCAACUUUACCAAUUUUUUUCAUCGCCAUUCAGAUAAUUGAAAGUUCUGUAUAAUAAUUGUAACAGCUUUUAAUUCAUUUAUUUGGGCAAACCAAUGAUCCCGUUGUUAUUCCGAAAUGUUAUCCAAUCGAAUCAACUGGUCCAACGAGCUUGUCCAUUUUAAUCUUGGCUAAUACCUUUGAUUAAUUAUGAUUUUAAAUGGAUCUUUUGAUCAUCUCUCUCUCUUUCUCUGUUCUGUAAUUUACAAUUAUCUUUCUUUUUAAUUACUAAUUCCACCACAAUUUGUAAGAUGCUAAAUAAUGACUGACAUCAAUUUGCUCUCAGUUUUAUUACUGAUUAAAGGAGCAAGUGUUAAUAGUAUGUAAUCUUAAGCUCAUAACUUAUUGUUCAACCAAUAAAAAAUGCUAAAAUGAAUUUA
This is a messenger RNA of Tetranychus urticae (two-spotted spider mite), 4197 nucleotides long. RefSeq lists its product as uncharacterized. The record is from RefSeq and is a predicted model, not a curated record. NCBI's taxonomy places the organism in Eukaryota, Metazoa, Arthropoda, Arachnida, Trombidiformes, Tetranychidae.